AUGGCACCCACUCCACCACUGCGACGCUCAAGCAAGAAAGCUCAAUUGAAGCCACGGCCAUCAAAGUCCAACACCGACACCGACACCGUUAUGACCGACCCGCCCGAGCUGCCGUCCACGCCCUCACAAGCUCCCGCAGGCCCCUCAAACCCUCUCUUCCGUCUUCCACGCGAGCUCCGCGACAAGAUAUACGCCCUCGUCCUCACAUCCACGAGUCCGAUCCUCUGGCCCAGCCUGCACCAAACACACAAUCUAACUCCCUCGCUCCUCCGCACCAGCCGCGCCGUCUACGCCGAAACUGCACCCCUCCUCUACAGCAGCAACCGCUUCCUCUUCUCGCACCCCAGCGACGUAAACAUGUUCCGCGUCACCGCGUCCGCCGCGUCCGAGGAGAUCACAGACAUCUUCCUGCGCACGCGCGACAAGGACGUCAAGCUCUGGACCGCAUAUCUCGGGUCCGCAGACACGCAUCGCAGCCUGCAAGCCGACCUGCCCAAGCUGAAACGGCUGGCGAUCUUCUACCGCAGCGGCUUCCUGCUGCCGCCGCUCGGGCUGGUCCAGGCCAACGGCGCGUGGGCCGGGCAGCAUCAUCCUCACGCCCACAACCACGGCCCCCAACACGCGAACCUGACGCUGCAUCAGCAGUUCCAGCAGCAUAUCCAACACAUCCAGGCUGGGAUAGCGGGCGGGAACCACCAACUACAGCCCCCGCCCCCGCCUCCACCUCCUCCUCCACCGCCGCCGCAGCAUCAGCAGCAGGAGCGGCCGGUUGUUCAUCUCGAGACGUUCUUCCGGUACCCGUAUGAUCCGAAACUCAAGGAGCUGUGCAUGAAUCUCGAGGGGCGCACGCAUGCGGAGACCAGGGUGUAUGUUAUGUACAGGGUCCCGCGCGAGGAGGUCAGGCUGCUGGUUGAGACGUUCCCGGAACAGCUCGUGCUGGAUGGGAAUGGGGAUGCGCGGACGAGGCACAGGAGGGAACUGUGGGGGGUUGGGGUCAGUGUGGAGUUGACAGCUGUGGAUGCAGUUGGGGGUGGAGUUUAG
Coniosporium apollinis CBS 100218 is the source of this 1041-nucleotide messenger RNA. RefSeq lists its product as uncharacterized. The record is from RefSeq and is a predicted model, not a curated record. The transcript has a single exon. NCBI's taxonomy places the organism in Eukaryota, Fungi, Ascomycota, Dothideomycetes. The coding region runs from base 1 to 1041 and encodes 346 amino acids.